This is a messenger RNA of Cutaneotrichosporon cavernicola, 222 nucleotides long. RefSeq lists its product as uncharacterized. Bases 1 to 222 code for a protein of 73 amino acids. NCBI's taxonomy places the organism in Eukaryota, Fungi, Basidiomycota, Tremellomycetes, Trichosporonales, Trichosporonaceae. Gene Ontology annotation, cellular component: cytoplasm. The record is from RefSeq and is a predicted model, not a curated record. The transcript is spliced from 2 exons.
AUGUUCGGAAGACUUACCCGCCUCGCCAUCGACCUCGUCGCGAUCAGCACCCUCCUGGCGGGCAUCAAGCGCUCGACGGGGUACUCUCUACACACCGGCCGCGUCAAAGACUCGACGUGGCGUAACCUCCUCGACGCGUACCUCGGUAUCGGGGAGAACGUGUUCGCCUUCUGCUGCGGGUUCGCCGUAUCGAGCUCGUACUUCCGCCGGCAGAUCGACUAG